Molecule: messenger RNA, 3974 nt
Organism: Linum tenue
Lineage: Eukaryota; Viridiplantae; Streptophyta; Magnoliopsida; Malpighiales; Linaceae
Source: the annotation of a GenBank genome assembly
AUGCUAAUCCAAGUUUUCUCAAGAUUUGUUCUUUUUUAUGAAGUCCUUAAAAGGACCCAUCAAAUUUCUGCUUUCCCACUCCCGCAGUAUCCCUUUAUUACUAGUUUGCUAAUUGCUGCUGCUACUAGCUACUACUACUGUCCACUGCUCACAGCCACUGUCCUGUCCUUGAAAAAAAGAAGAAAAGAAAACAACUUUCCCUUUCUCCAGAAACAUUCCCCAAUCCCCAGUGCUACCCAGAACCCACGCUCUCUCCCUCACUCUCUCUGUGUCUUUCCCAUAGUUGAGCUGCGGAGGAAGAUAGAACGGACGAAGGGAGAGAGAGAGGGAGAGUUCAGGCAGAUUGAGAAUAUGAGUCGGCCCCUGGGGGCAGUGAUAGGGAGAUACCCAUCAAGUGAUGGCAGCACUCAGAUUGAUCGAAUCAUUAAGCGCAACAGGAGAUGCAGAGAUGUGGCUUUUCUGGUAGUGUUCAUAGCCUUUUGGGUUGCCAUGAUUGUCAACUCCAGCUUUGGAUUCAACCUAGGAAACCCAUUAAGGCUUACAUAUGGGCUGGACUACAAAGGAAAUGUUUGCGGUGACAAGCAUGCACAUCCGAAUCUGCGUGAAUUGGAGCUCACUUACUGGGUCAAUCCUAACCAGGUCUAUCUUAGUGGUUCCAAGAACAGCCAAUUCAAGUUGGCGAAUGCUAGGAGUAUAUGCUUGUUGGAUUGUCCUAGACCGACAGACGAUGGCCUGAAUUGGGUCUGUGAUUACCCGGAGGGUGAUAUCCGCAUAUCAAUGGACGAUUGGAUCGACAGGAAUUAUGAUUAUUACGAGUUCCUUACCCCUGAGAUGAGGAACUCCUCUCUUCAACUCCAGGGUCCUUGUUACCCUGUCAUUUUCCCUAGUGUAAAUGUUCACUGGAGGUGCGAAUUUGUUGCACGUGCAUCAAAUGCGUCUAUGAGACAUUGGCAGGUCAUGGGUGGAUUGAACAUCAACGAGGAUAUUAGAAUUGACAAGACUAUUCACAAGUCAGUCAAUGCUCGUUCGUCUGUGCUGAAGAGAUAUGUGGCAGAUAUUGGGAAGUCAUGGCCUGUAUUAAUCGUCUGUGGAGGACUAUUACCUCUAUUUUUGUCGGUGAUUUGGCUGCUGAUGAUUCGACACUUAGUUGUUGCCAUGCCAUGGGUUACAGUUGCCCUCUUUAAUAUACUCAUAAUUUCAGUGACAAUGUUCUACUACCUGAAAGCUGGAUGGAUUGGAAAUGAUGCUAUAUCCCCAGUCAUUGGCCCCCCUGAUCCAUACUAUCAUGUGUUUGGUCGAGAACUUAAUCACAUCCGCGCUGUUGCUGUUCUCAUGACCGUAAUCAUGGUGGUCUCUGUCCUUACAUCAAUUGCCAUAGCGCGACGCAUACUUAUGGCCACAUCUGUACUCAAGGUGGCUGCAAAGGUGAUUGGAGAAGUUCAGGCGCUCAUAAUUUUUCCAGUCAUACCAUAUGCCAUGCUUGCAAUAUUCUACAUGUUCUGGUUCGCAGCUGCUUUGUAUCUAUUCAGCUCUGGCCAGAUUAUCCAGAACAACUGCGACAACUCAAACUGCUGCGCCUACGAUCUUGUGUCGAAACGGGUGAACUGUGACCGUUGUUGUGGUUAUGGCAUCCGUUACACCCCUCAUAUUGCUAUGGCCAUCGUCUUCCACCUGUUCGUAUGUUACUGGGCCACCCAGUUCGUCAUAGCUUCCUCUGCAACUGUCAUUGCUGGUUCCGUUGCAUCCUAUUAUUGGGCUCGUGGUGACAGCUCGCCAGAGAUUCCAUUUCUUCCGGUUUUUGGCUCUAUGAGAAGGCUUAUGAGAUACAGCCUUGGGUCAGUUGCCUUGGGCUCGCUGGUGGUCUCGUUUGUGGAAUCCAUACGCUUCCUCCUAGAAUCGAUUCGCCGCAAGCUGAAAAUCGCCAAUACGACACCGGACAGCUGGAUUGGGAAGGCGCUGCACCAUACCUCUGGAUUUUGUCUCAGCUGCAUCGAAUGGACCUUAAAGUCGGUGAACCGCAAUGCUUAUAUUAUGAUAGCUAUUACUGGGAAGAGCUUCUGCCGGGCUUCUGGGAUUGCAACUGAGUUGAUCAUCAACAACAUUUUGAGGAUAGGGAAGGUGAAUGUGAUCGGGGACAUAAUUCUGUUUCUGGGGAAGUUGUGUGUGAGCCUUUCGAGUGCUGUCUUUGCAUUCCUGAUGUUGGAUACACACAAGUACAGAUCUUCGCAUAACAAGAUCUCUUCCCCACUCUUCCCUGUGGUGGUAUGCUGGGGACUUGGGUACGUGGUGGCGACACUGUUCUUUGCGGUGGUGGAGAUGUCGAUCGAUACUAUCAUCCUGUCGUUCUGUCAGGACUCGGAGGAGCACCAGGGGACGGCGCAGUAUGCUCCUCCUCUUCUCAUGGAGACACUGAACGAUCAGAACGAGAUGCAGAGACUAACUCAAUGAAGAAAAGGUGUGUUUGCCAUCUAUUCUUUUGAUGGUUUCUGAAAAUGUACAAGUAGUAGCAGUAGUAUAAGUAGCUUUACUAAGUUGAUUUUGAGAAUCUAGACUAGUAAGCGUUACUAUUAGUUAAAUUACCAAAAUUCAUAUCCUUUUAUAUCUCGACACCAUGAAGAGUCUGGUUACAGUGGUGGUAUGAACAAUUUAGCAAAAGGAGUAGAAAAUGAAAGCCCUCAAACAGGUCCAUCACCGCUUCUCCCAACAACUCGAGUUAUUGGGACCAAUUUUUUCAUGACAUGGUAUCAGAGUCUAGAACCAAAAGGUCAUGUGUUCGAAUCUCCAUGACUCCUGAUAUUAAUCGUUGUCUUUCAAGCGCAUGGUAUGCUGAGCCUGUGCAAACUUCAAGUCCAUGGGUUGGCUUUCGUUUGAGGAGACGUGGGCGUGUUAGAGAGUGGUAUAAGAUCCAGCAGAACCUUCUCCCAAUAACUCGUGUUAUUGGGACCAACUGGUUCAUGAUAUCUCUCCCUCUUCAAUCCCAGCAAUCGUAUCAUACAACAGCCGGUUCAACGUCUCCGGCAACAAAAAAGCCAGUAUCGCCCCGACCUGCGCCGCCUGCAAUGCGCACCCCAUCGUCGCGUUCCUCACCACCGUCGGGAACAGCUCCGCCGCGUACACAUACAACAUGUUAUACGCGCCGGCCAUCCCAAACACCCCCAUCACCCCACACGCCGUCCUCACCACCUCCCACGCGCUGCCCCCGGCGCGUCCGGUCACCACGCUCCCGACAAUGCACGAGACCCCGCUGAAAACCUGAGUCGUGAUGGCGAGCGGUUUUCGCCCGACCUUGUCGAGCAGGACAGCCGUCAGGGUGAAGGACGGCAUCUCCGCCGCCGCGUUGACCGCCACGUUGGCGUAGAGGUUGGUGUCGAGGUUGACCACGUUGAGGCUGAGCCCGUAGUAGACGGUUGACGAGAGGAAGCAGACCGCCAUGCCGAGGAGGAGUCGGGUUCGGGUCACGGGCGACCCGAGGACGUCCAUUAGGGUACCCGUGGUUAUUAUUAACGCCGUUUGCUCGCUCUCCUUCUCGUUGCCGUUACUGCUUGUGUCUUCGUCCAGUGAUAGAACGACGCCGUUGGGGAUGCUGUUUCCGUUGGACUCUGCAAUCGAUCGCAUCACCUUCAUUGCUUCCUCAACUCUCCCGCGCACUAGAUACCAACGUGGCGACUCGGAGAUGAAGGGCAGGGCGAGGAAGAGGUAGGCGACGGAAGGCAGCGAGGAGGCGAUGUAGAGUUGGCGCCAGGGUUGAAGGAAGUAGGCCAGGGCGGAGAGGAGGCCGAUCCCGGAGGAGAAGAAGUAGAAGGAGGACCCGCCGGCGGUGCCGCGCUUGGUGGGACCGACGGGCUCGGUGGAGAGGACGAACGCGGCGAGGCCGACGCCGCCGCAGCUGAUGCCGGUGAGGAGGCGGACGACGAGGUAGGCCCAGUAGUUCGGAGAGAACGCGGUGAGAAAGCCGAGCACGGCGUUCAUGAUGG